AUGGUUGCUGGAAUCGUUAUAAUGAUGAUAGCUGGCUGGAGGUUAUUGGUCGGGUUUUUUGGUGUUGAGACCAACGAUCCUCCGGUUUCAACGAAAUUCGUAAAAAGGAGCUUUGAGGAAAAUCACGAUCAUCCCGAAGACAAAGGCAAUCAACAAAUAUUUGUUCCUGUCAUUCCGGGUGUUACGUUACCGAUUUCGCAUUUUGCGUAUUAUCUCAUCGCACUGUUGAUAUGUGGGAUGAUUCAUGAAGCGGGUCACGCGAUCGCUGCCGAAACGGAUGACUUCAAAAUCAGAUCCGCGGGAAUAUUCUUAUACAUUCUUUAUCCGGGUGCAUUCGUGGAAUUUGACAUAGAUGCCUUGGAAGGACGCGAUGAUCGUCUUACAAAACUUCGUGUGAUAUGUGCAGGAGUCUGGCAUAAUGCGGUGACAUUUCUAUUAAUUUAUCUUAUACUCAGCUCCGGAUUUUUCGUUAUUGCUCUGAGUUCUACUGCAUGGAGGUCAGUUGAUGGUAGUGGAGUUAGCGUUGUUUCGAUCGAAGAGGAUACCCCCUUGUUCGGUCACAUAAAGCCUUCGAUGCUCAUAACAAAGUUGGACGACUUCGAAUUGACCGAAUCUCUGGAAAGUUGGAACAGUUACCUCUUGGAAAGAUCCAAGAUAAACCUUAAUCCCACCGGAUUUUGUGCCUCCAAAAAGGAUAUCAUAUCUUCAUUGGAUUGUUGUGAAAUUUCGGGCGCUCAUCCCUACGGAAAUGAAAGAGACAAAAGCAUUUCUUGCUUCAAGAGAAUUGACAGAAACAAAGAGGAGAAGGUCUGUCUGAAAACCGUUCCAAUUCUUGUUAAUGUUAACGAACAACGGUGUCUCAGAGAUGACGAUUGCGUCCGAGAAUCGCCCAUAUGUGUAUUACCUUAUACACCUGAUGGGUUCCCGAAACCGCUAAGAAUUUAUUAUAAAGACGUUCCAUGGUCUGAAAAAGAAGACAAGGAUCAAGAGAAGGUUUUGUUAUUCCUUGGAGAGUUUGAGGAUGUUUGGGAAAUUGUACAAGUUAGUGUUAUUCAGCCCCGAUGGUCAUGGGUACCCAUGUGGAUUCCAGAGUCUCUAGAAUUAGUAUUGAGGUAA
Molecule: messenger RNA, 1116 nt
Organism: Acaulospora colombiana
Lineage: Eukaryota; Fungi; Glomeromycota; Glomeromycetes; Diversisporales; Acaulosporaceae
Source: the annotation of a GenBank genome assembly